Messenger RNA from Galleria mellonella (greater wax moth), 9056 nucleotides. RefSeq lists its product as uncharacterized. The transcript is spliced from 32 exons. The record is from RefSeq and is a predicted model, not a curated record. Lineage: Eukaryota; Metazoa; Arthropoda; Insecta; Lepidoptera; Pyralidae. Gene Ontology annotation, cellular component: plasma membrane; nucleus. The coding region runs from base 240 to 8075 and encodes 2611 amino acids. Gene Ontology annotation, biological process: signal transduction. Gene Ontology annotation, molecular function: guanyl-nucleotide exchange factor activity; protein binding.
UUGCGCGGGAAAGCACGUUGUUCGAUGCGCGCAACUUUUCCGAAAUUUUCGCCGGCACUAUUUCGAAAUAUGAAAUGUUGAUUUGAAUUUGGAAUUUGUGCAUAUUUAUUUUCAAUUUGUUUUUCGUGUUCGGAACACGUGUUGUAAUGUGGCUGCGUGUGCGACUGUUGCAUUCUGUGUGUGCCGGGAUCAUCAUAUUGUGCAGUAGGGAUUUCUAAGGACCCGAGAAACGGUACAUAAUGUUGAAGUGGGCUGUACAUGGCAAAAAAAAUCAGGAGGUCAGAAACAAUAACGAAAUUGAAAUAGAUCCUGUACCUUUUUCAAAUGGACCCAGUACUAACAAUAUCAGAAGAUCUUUUGAUGCACAAUCCGUCAAAAAAAGUAAAAAACCAAGCAGAUAUCAAAGACGAUCACUAGGUUCGACUGCUAUUAAGAAAAAUAAUAUUAAAACAGUUGACAAAGAGAAUGUAAAUUAUAUUGGUAAUACACCAAAUUAUUUUAAAGAAGGUUUUAUUAAGAAGGCCGAGAGCAUAGCGCUUAAAGACGUUAGUAACAUUACACCUACUUCUGGUACUCCUGUAAAGAAUUUCGAAAGAAGGCGAUAUUACUUAAAUGGUUCAAAAGAUGACAUACCACCAGAUUUACCUCCAACGCCACCAACUUACAGCAGAAGGGUAAGAGAAGCUAAGAAAAGAAAAUUAGAAAUGACUAGCACAAAUUCUGAAGCAUUUAGGAGAGACAAUUGCAUCUAUAAAUCUGAAAGAAGAAUAAAACCAAUCGACAGAGUCAAUUUCAGUUCUCCUAAAUUAAGUCAUAGUACUUCAGAACCAUCAUUAAAUGAUCUUUCUGAUAGAUUAAGCGCCUCAACUAAUAGCAGUAGAAGAUCUUUUCUUAUAGGAAAACAUAUAAAUAAUAAUAUAAUAAGUACAACUAAACCUCCUAAUGAGGGAUUAGUAGAAAUAGAAUAUGACAAAGAUUUAGUUAUUAAUUGUAUAGAAAAACCAAUAUCCACUGAAAAUCAUGCUAUAGAAAAAACAACUUUACCUAUUUUUGGGCACAAUAUAUUUAUGGAUAAUCCAUUAUAUUUGAAUAAAAAUGACGUAUUAACAAAUAUUAGUAAUAUUAGACCCUUAAAACGAACUAGAAAGAAAUCGAAUGAAUUUGAAAGUUCAUUCAAAUCUCCAUCAGUAGAUAAGAAAGACGCACAUGUUUUACUAAGAGAAGGUUGUUCACCUGUUACUAUUACUCCACUAUCGGUUAAGUUAGCUGCUCUAAGAUUUAGCACCAUGAGUACUCACAGCAAAUCACAAAGACCACUAUUUUCAAACGAGGUGACUGAAUAUUUUCCAAAAGUUGAACAUCCUUUUGCGAUUCCUAUAAAAGAUGAAGAAUGUUCCACAGAAAUGGAAAACAAAUUCAUUUUAGGUAAAGAUUCGUUAACGAAUAGUACAGAGUCAACAGUAUCAACCACACAAAUGGGAGAUGUAACUCUUGAAAAAAUGAUAGAAGAUAUAAUAAAGAGUACAAAAAUUGUUAAAACUAGAAGACGGAUUUUACACCAAAUUCCUGAUAAUCUAGCUGUUGAAGAAGAAAUUCCGCCACUAGAUGCAGUUAGAGAUUUAUUUGUUAAUCCGCAGGCAGAUAAUAAAUCUAAUUUAAUCAAAGAAGCUAAAUAUGUAAAUCUAUCAAGAGAAAAUUCUGUAUCACCCAAAAAUACUCCAACAAAAAAGAUAACAAAAAUGCCAAUACAUAGAGUUAACGACAAAUUGUUAAAAAAUUUACCUAUUGGUUGUUUUAUUCUUGAUGAUGGAGAUGGAUAUAAUGAAAGAGAAGUCAGAACACCAGAGGAUGUAAUAGUAGACGUAAGUGCAUCAAAAAAGGAAUCCACUAAUCAAGUAAAUAUAUUACUCAAUAGAUCACAUUCCAUGAACUCUUCUUUAUUUGACAAAAGUAAUUUAAAGUCUAAUUUAUCUGAAUCUACACCAGAUUUAUAUAGUGUUACUAAGAAAAAUUCAAAUAUUAGAUUGCGAAGACAAAGAUGUAUUCGUAGAAAGAAAUCUACUGUAAGCAACGAAAGUCAAUGGAAAAGGGAUAGUGAAUUAAAAUCUUCCUCAUAUCUUACCUUAGAAAUGGGUAUCCCCAGUCCAGUAGCAGAACUUCAAAAUGUAUCAUUAUGUCAACCUCUCAGUACAUCCCAUGACUGUAUUGUUAAACCAUCUUACAGCAUAGACCACAUCUCAAAUGAUAUAUUAGUUCGAUCCAAUGUAUCUCAUAGUAGUUUAAAAUCUCAAGAACCUGAUCAAAGUAAUAGAAGAUCCAGAGAACUCUUUGGGUUAACUUUAGAAAAUGGUGUACCAAGUCCAAUCACGCCUGUAGCUGGCUUAAAAAGAACAAGUAACGUUUUAAGUGAAGAAAGAGCGCAUAAAACAAGUAAACUAGAUGAAGAUCUGUGUCCUUCUGAGGCGUUUACUCCAGUCAUAGAGCACAAAUCAUCAAGGAGAUGUUUGACGUAUUCUCCUGAAGAAUAUAGUAUAAAUAGCAGUGAAGAAAAACGAAGAAGCGUCACAAGCAAUCGAUUAGAACGAAGCAGCGAUCGCUCUCAAUUAUUAAAAGGAACAAUAGACAUAGAAAUAAUAACAAAAAACGACGUUAUAGACGUGCACGUUAUCCGAUGCCGAGAUCUUCAGAGGUCCUCUGGGAAAACCGAUGAAAUUAAUGCUUAUGCGAAGGUUGUCAUCAGCGGUAUGACUGAAAGCCAAGCGCUAUCAUCCCAAAGAUCUAUUUUCCAAAGAACUUCAGUUCUUUACGGAAAACGAGAGCCUGAGUUUCAGAGACACCUCAAGUUACCAUUACCUACAGCUGUCUAUGAUAACCAAAUGUUACAUAUCUCGGUUUGGCAUCGAGAUAAAAAGUAUCGUCGGAGCGAGUUUCUAGGAUGUGUCUCGUUCCCGCUGAAAGAUGCACUUAACAGCGACAUCAGUGGCACGUACUUCCUGCAAGGUACCGGCCGGCAAGGUGCGCCGGCGCACACGAAUGACAGGGGCAGAGACGACCGCGUGACUGAAGGGCAACGCAAAAUGGCUACUGAUAACAUAGAAAGCACCAACGAUGGCACCAAGGAGAAUCACAACGACAAAAGUAUGGCCACAAAUGGUCCAUCAUCAGCCAAUGCCACGAAUCAAACUCAAACGGUAGCUGCGGCACUACAACGGGAGGCUGAUGAACAUCUGUUCCUCCGGUAUCUGGAACUGGACCCACCUGAAGACCCAGCGGCACCCCGGAGAGCACAAAGAAAUGGCCGCACUCCUUUCACUACCACCAGAAAACUGGUCCGAGGAUCCGGGGGUGGCUUCGGCUUCACUGUUGUCUGGACCCGACCUCCAAGAGUUGAAAGGGUCGCAGCUGGCGGUUCAGCUGAACGUGCGGGACUGAGAGCUGGGGAUUACAUUGUUUUUGUUGGUACUAAAAAUGUGGUGACAGCUACUGAGGAAGACGUGAGGAAUCUUGUUAAAUCUGCUGGCCAAUUGCUCACAAUAGAGACGUUCAGAAGAGUUCCUCAGAACGGUGCAGGUGUACGAGCGAGAUUAGCACAAGUGACCAUCCCUCCUCCCGAGUCUACACCACCACCGCCACCACGAUCACCCCGUGCUGCCGCCUUAGCAUCGCCAGCAACGGCUGCUCGACCCCCGACAGCUUGUUCCUCUACUAGCCAGUCUCUUGACCGACGCAAACUGCACUUACCCCAAGUCACCUUUUCCAAAGAGGACUUCCACCAACAGACACCAGGGCUGUCGACGGACGGCAGAAGGCGGGCACUUCUAGCCGUCAUAGCGAGGGAACAACACUACGCCACCUGUUUGCAAUUUGGCCUGGUGCGAUUCGUCUCCCCGUUGGCUGAAAGAGCUGACCUGAUAGCUCCUAGUGAUCAUCAACUUCUGUUUCAAAAUAUUGAAGAGAUCUUCAGAUUAUCAGAAGAUGUUUUAGACCAAAUCGUUCAAUACGACGGCGAAAUUCAGUCAUCGACUGUGGUUGCGGUGUAUCUUCAGAAGACCCCUGUGUUCCUUAGCCUUUAUAAGAAAUAUUGUCUAGGAUUGAAAAGAGCUGACUGCGUUUUGGUAAAGAAAUCAAAGGACCCAAGCGGUGCAUUCUCUCGGUUCUGCACGAGCCCACCCAUACCCCGAAGAAGGCCUGACAUCACGUCUCUAGUACAUAAACCCUUAGAACAGUUCCGGGAGUUGUUGAGGUUGAUGAGAUCGGCCGCAGCGGCAGGCGGAGCGGGGCCUUAUGAUCAGUUAGAAAAGAAACAGCUACAAGUUAUUGUUGAGCAGUUACAGAGUGGUUAUCAAGACGUAACUGCUGGUUCAGGUUUGAUGGGUUUAGCUGGUGACGGUAAACCGUUGCUUUCUGUCGCUGAUCUUGAGAGUCGACUAGUGUUCACUAGGUGUAAGCCGUUCGUCCUAAGCACGGCUGGUCGACAAUGGAUUUUUGGAGGCGAGUUGUCGAGAGUUGAGGGCCGAGCAGUGAGGCCGUACUGGGCGCUACUAUUUAGUGAUCUUUUACUCUUCGCCACCGUGUCCAGAGACAGAGUACUGUUCGUCACAGAAGAGCCUGUCGCAUUAGCAACCGUAUCUGAAGCACAAUUCAAUGUUAGAAAAAAAGCAACGGAAUUCCGCUUAAUACUUGGGCGUGCGGGAGGUGAGAGUCCACUAGUGUCGUGUGCUCCUCGGACACCUGGACGAACACGCACCGUCAUCCUACGAGCGCCUUCGAUAGACCUAAAAGCAGUGUGGCAGAGUUUACUUCAAAGACAAAUAUAUCGAGCUCAUACGAUGACAGGAACACCGCUCGGGUCACCGCUAGACUCACCGGACCCACAGCUCACCUUCUCCCUAGCGACCCUCGACUCACAGCAACGCCAGACGAGACGUAGCUCAGCGGAAACUCAGACUGGUGCAGGAGGCAGUGCGACUGAAGGUGCUAGAAGUACUAGAAGUAGAGGCUCCACGCUACAUCUGCAAAGAUGGAUGACCCAGUUACCUGAAGCUGAGGAAAUGGACCCCCCAGAACCUGAUAUGGAGAUGUGGAGCGUAGAAGAAUUAAGGAAAAGGUCCAAAGAACUGAAUCUUUUAGAAGUUGCUGACCUCGUAACGAACAAUAAUGAAAAUAAAGGCCCAGCAGGGGGUGAAAAAAAAGAAAAUGAACGUAGUCCGUCGAAAAGUAGUAAUUCAGGAAGUCAGAUAACAGUAAGAACCAGUCCAGUAGUGGUAGACACUAUACCGGUUUGCAGACAGUGCCACAAAAAGUGCUUAUCUAAACCCAACAGUCCUUUAGUGUCACAAAAAGAUCCACUUUUGCCAACGAAACAAAAAACAACACCCUCGCCACAAAAUUCUAACUCAAACAAAAGUUCUAACAGUGCGUGUAGUUCGAACUGUGGUAAUCGUAAGCCAAGAAACUUUAGUCAUUUAGAGCGUAAAGGUGCUAUGAAAUUACGUCCUGAGGAUGCCCCUACGGCAGCCUUAAAAGUGAUAGACUCUAUUGAGCAAAGCCAAAAAAUGUUGAAAUCAACAUCAUAUGAUUUAAAAACAGAUUCUCCAAUUUUAAAUAGGUCUACGACCAGCGUCCAUUCUAAAAAUAAAACAAAAAGUCAAUUGGAAUUAAGGAAAGAGUCUUACAGAUCACCGAGUCCAUCUUCUAGUAGUAGAAAUAAUAGUCCUCUUUCUACUAGUCAUACUACUUGUAGCUCAAUGGUUUUUAAUUCUAGUUCUAAUGAUUUAAGAAUGUCGAAUUCUAAUAUUGCUAAUCAAGUGCAAUGUGUUAUAGCACAAGAAAAAAUCUUGAAUGAAGUUAAGUGUGUAGAGAGUAUAACAUUGUCUAAGCAUAGAGUAUCAUCUACAAAUUAUCCAUCACCGGCGUCUGUAAGAAAAGAACAAAUAACUAGAAAAAAGGCAGAGAAUGUGCUUAAUAAAGUAUUAGGAAUGAAUAUUAUUACAAAAAGAGAAAAUCUUGGCACAUGUCUUAAAACAUCGUCAGUUUUUUUGUCAGAUGACUCAAUACAUGAGGAUGACAACGAUUUCAAAAUAGAAAGAGGUAUAAGAAGAUCUCCAAAAAUGGGUAUAUCAGCUGUUAGUAAAAUGAAUGGAGAUAUAAAUAGGAAGACUGAAAAAAUUGAAGAUGUAAAUGCUAACACAAAUGUGAAUGAUAUAGGAUCAGAUGAUGAUUUAGAAUUAGGACCGCUAAUGCUGAUGGGCUUAUCGGCCAUUAAUCCAGCAGCCCAUCUUAUGCGAGUUGAACCAUUCAAGAGAUCAUCAUUAGCGAGUGCAAAUAAUGUGUCAAGACCAGGAAGUCUUGGUUCUGCUAAGUCGGAAUCUCCUGUCCCUAAUAUAGCCGUUGUACCUCCAACGCCAGAUUAUAGUACCACAAACAAUAAGACUGAUACCUUCAUAGACGAUUCACCUGAUUCCCCAGAUGUACCAGAUGACCUUCCUUAUGUAUCUCUCAAAAGGUAUGGCACGAUGUCGAGCCUCGAGAGGCUACCUUCUGAUGAGACUGACGAUGGUAAUGUAAGACUGACCACACAAGAACCGGAAACAUCAAAAGCUUAUAACCCAGUAUCUGGAGCAGCUGGUGGAAUCAUGGGAUGGACAGCACGAGCAGGAUCAUUCGUUGUUGAGAAAAUGAACAUAUUCAGUUACACAGAAAGUGUGCCUAACUCUUCCAUAGCACACAAGCAACCGUCCUUCUUAGAAAGAUGUCUAGGCGUGAGUGACUGGAAAUCAGCUCUUGGAACUGAAGAGGGCACAGCAGAAACUGGGGAAGGAAGUGGCGCCAGUGGAGAAGAAGCUUGGGGAACUCCAUCCUCUGGAGACCUUUCUGACAAUCUUCCUGACUCUGAUCAUGGAACAUUAUCGUCACCAACAAAGUCGUCGUCAUCAUACGCUGGCGACGAUGAUACAGAGCUAAUGAUGGAUGAACUAUUAAUGGCGCCGACGAUAACUGGACCUACCACGUUGAGACCACUACUACCAAGGGACGUUUUCAGAAGAAGGCUAGAACCUCUUUUAGAAGAAGAAUGCUCAGACAGUGGAAGUGAAGACAACAAGCAAACACCUACUAACUCUGACGACCAGGGCAGCGCGCGUGGCCUCUAUGCUGACGACUGCUGCGACGCGCCGCACCGGCCGCCCUCUGCUUCAGAGCCAGAAGCAGGGGGCGAGGGUGCGGGCGCCGCUCAAACUGUUGGAGAGGAGCACGAUGGUGGCGCCGCGUCCGAGCUGAGUCCAGAACGGACACCCACCAACGAGGCGCCUUCGACGCCCUUACAAUCUGCUUCAAAAGAGUGUGUGGAGGUGCGUGCCGGUGCUGGUGCAGGUCGUCGGGGCUCAGCCAGCUCGGCCAGCACGCCCUCCACACUCGAGCGUACCACAAUCCACAAUCCCACGCACAAUCAAAUGUCUCUAGCUUCGGAGCCAGCAGCUCCCGAGGAAUCUUCACAACCAGAAGAGAAGCCGCCGACACCGGAGCGUCUCAGCCCUCGAGCAGAAAUGAGGCUAGCGCUAGAUCAGGGGAAGGACAUGCUAGUAGAUCAGGAGGCGUCUUGGGAUGGCGGGUCCGACCCCUGGUCGUUUCGCGCGGCGUGCCAGAGAUCGCUGCUGCGGCGGGUGGCGAGCGCCGACGCGGUGACUCUGUGCCGCGCGCACCCGCGCCGCACCGUCCCGCAUACUACUUCGCGCAAUUCUGUAUAUGCUUGGAAACUUCCAGAAAGCGAGAAACUUAUGGAGAUGGAGCAACUGGCACGAGCGGAAGUUCAGACGAUGCGUUCGCGGACGCGCUCUCUAUGCCAGAACGGGAAGAUAAUGGGUUUCCUACGUCGUCGCGCAUCAUCCGAUAGCCCCCGCCGCUCGCCGUUGUUCCCCGCUGUAUCGGUAGGUGCGGGGGGGACAGUAGGGGCGGGCGCGGGGGGCGCGGGCCGCCCGUUCUCACCGCGCCGCACGACCGAGAAACAAUUCGAGAAAAGAUUCUGGAAACAAGUAACUAGAAGACGUCAAUCUUGUGGCUCAAUAAGCCAAAUAUAAUGAGGAACCUAGUUUUACUAAAAAAUAAUCGUACGAAGUGUUCAUGCCUUUACUAAUUUCUAUAGAUGAAUUAAAUGAAAAGCUAAAAUUAGAGACUGUAACUAAAACUUACAUUCAACCUGUGUCUCGUUUACAUAGUUUUAAUUUAACUGCCAAUCUAGAUCAAUUAGAAAUGUUUUUUUUUAAAUAUAAACAAACACCAAUAACAAAUACAACUGAAAACUAUAUUUGUAAACAAAAAUGUGAUGUUUCAAAUCAACGAGACGGUUGCCAAAUAAUGCCAGAGGUAUUGCAAAGAAAUGCCAAAUAAUUUGACGAAAAGGGACCUGUCCAAUUUACUUCAUAUCGUAGUUAGAUAAAAUCAAUAUUGCUCGUAUCACAUUUGAUAGAAGUACGAUAUUAGAUGUAUUAACAGAUAGAACUCCAACUACUAAUAUUAGUGUACAUAAAUAUCAAAAGAGCGGUUUAAAGUUUCUCGAAGUAGCUGUACAGUAUAACAUAAAAUGCCUAUUAAUUAACUAGGUAGUAUAUUUAUUUUUACUGAAGCUUAAUAGAGUGUAAUCUUGACUGUGUACAAUAGUGACAAUGUUUUAGCAACUUGUUAAAUGCUAUUUAGGUUUAUUAACAGAUGACUUGUAAAUUGUUUUGUCAUAUACGAUUAUUGUAAAAUAAAUAAAUCUGAUUAUAAAUAAUAAUGUCUUACGUCCAUUUUUUCUAUUUUUUAAAAUGAUAAACGCUUAAAAUUUUAAGUAGCACGAAUUGCGACGGAUUUAUAUAAAAUAAGUUAAAUUUGAAAUUAAAGGGAUGCUUUUAUUGUCGUAUUACUUAGAUGAAUUUAAUUCGCAAAUAUUUUCAUGUAUGUUUGUAGAUACAUCUGAGAAAUGUAUUGAUAAAACGAAUUUAUUAACUUUUAAUUGUAAUUUUAACCACAAAUUUAUUUGUAUGAUUCCUCGUUGUUUCGAAUAUUUCAAUAAAACUUCU